CUGGUCCUUCUCGCUGUCUCUCCUCUACUGGAUCCCAACACCUCGACCCUCAUGCUGUGGUUCUUGGUUCUUUAUCACCACUGACUUUCACAGAUUCUGCAGGGCUUUCAUCUCCCUUCAUCUCUUCUUCAUUUCCAUUCGGAUCAUUGAAUUCAAGCGACCGACUGACCAGGUCGUUGAAAAACCAGCGAGCAGCAAGAAUGACGGACAAAGCGGUCUUGCCACCCGGAGGUGGAGAUGAUGCCGGCGGCGUCAUGGCGCUGCUGGAGCGCGUGGCGGGCCUCAUGGACAACGUUCAGGCCACACAGCAGCGCAUGGAGGAGCGUCAGCUGGAGCUGGAGAACACAGUGAAAAGCAUCCAGGCCGACGUCGUCAAACUCACCAACGAUCACGCAAACACCAGCUCCACGGUCAGCCGGCUGCUGGAGAAGACCCGCAAGGUCAGCUGCCACAUCAAGGACGUCAGGGUGCGGGUGGAGAACCAGAACCUCAGGGUGAAGAAGGUGGAGGCCACGCAGGGAGACCUGCUCGCCAAGAACAAGUUCAGGGUGGUCAUUUACCAGGGUGACCAGGAAGUCAAAGCUGUCACAGCAGGUAACGAGCCGGCAGAGUCCAGCGGCGGCGCUGCGGCAAGACCUGAGGUGGAACCAGACAAGUUUGAUCUUCCUCCAGAGUCGGACGAAGAGUACAUGGUUGUGGAGGAAGCAGACACCUCAUCAGCCGGCCGGAUGAAGAAGACAGGCUUGACACGCAUCGAGAGCUUCAAAGCCACCUUCUCCAAGGAGAACAUGAGCAAGACCCGAGAGAACCUGGGCACCAAAGUCAACAAACUCGGCGAGCGAAUCGUAACGGCUGAAAGGCGCGAGAAGAUCCGCCAAUCAGGUGAGAAGCUGAAGGAGACCUUCACCAAGACCGUCCCAGCGAAGCUGAACCUGAAGAAAGAAAGGACUGUGGCUGAGGGUCAGGAAGGAGCGGAGGGAGCUGCGGAGGCCGCCGUUCCAGUUCCUCCUCCUAAAGGCCGGAAGAGCAGCCCAGGAGCAGCCCGGCCGGCUGACCACCAGGCCAAGGCGGCCGAGUCCGAGGUUCCCAUGUACGACAUGAAGCAGCUGUCAUAAAUCAGGACAGGUGGACAGUUUUCUUUGGACCUGAGACCAGAGAGAGAGCAGGGAUGUAGUUCUGCUGGAUGGAGGAAAGUCUAUGAUUGUGGAAACUGUAGAGAAACGAGCAACAAGCAGAUCGAGUCACAUUAACAUGACUGAACAUUAAGACAAGAACAGAUUGUUUGAUGCUGAGUGUUUUCAGAAUAUUCACAUCACAUCCACAGGAUUUGGUCAUUUUUGUUUUGAGUUAUGAUUGAAAUGUUUGAGGACUUCAUCACCAGCUGCUGCUGCUGCAGCUGCUGCUGCUGCAGCUCACUAAUUUGCAUGUUGAAGUUGAAAUGUUGGACGAAAUGAGUUUAACGUUUUGUUCUUAAAUAUCUUGAAAAAUGAGGGAAAGUGAAGUAAAAUAAAGUGGAUUUCUUUGUUUGGAAGUAACAGGAUUUGAUGGUUUGCUCUUGCAGAAACGUUUGUAGAUUUUCAGAUUUGUCAAGAAACAACAAAAACUUAAAAUGCUCACAUAAAACAACAACAUCCAGAUUACAGUUUAUACAUCAAAUUUGAACUGAUUCCUCUAACUUGUAGGUUUUUCCAAGUUUGUUUGGAUUCUACACAUAAUUGGAAGGUAAAUUUUUAUUCAAUCUGAAUUACAAAGUGCAAACAUAUUUACUGGAUAUAGAAAUGAAACUUUCUUCAUCUUGGUUUUAUCAUAAUUUUUUCUUAAGGGGGCGUUUUUAAAAAUAAAAGCGGUUGUGUUAUACUAUUUGUAUGUUGUAGUCUUACAGAUAAAAAUAUUCCACUUGAAGAUGGAAUAAAAUAAGAAUAAAAUCUAACUUGUCCAGUUUUGAACAGAGAGAGAAGCAACAACUAAAGGCAAAUAAAGCAAAGUGUUGCUGAA
Messenger RNA from Poeciliopsis prolifica (blackstripe livebearer), 1995 nucleotides. Its product is annotated as caveolae-associated protein 4a-like. Gene Ontology annotation, biological process: regulation of gene expression. The coding region runs from base 201 to 1115 and encodes 304 amino acids. The record is from RefSeq and is a predicted model, not a curated record. NCBI's taxonomy places the organism in Eukaryota, Metazoa, Chordata, Actinopteri, Cyprinodontiformes, Poeciliidae. Gene Ontology annotation, cellular component: caveola; cytoplasm. The transcript is spliced from 2 exons.